GUCGCGCUGGGGUUGGGACCUUUGACACGAGGCCGGUCUGGGCCUAGCGCGUGGUGGGACGUUGUCGGUGUCCGGGAGCGGGCCGUCUCCUUGGAAACGGCAACCAGCUACCCUAACCACCCCGGUAGCUAGACCACAUGUUACCUUGUAUCUUAUUCAGAGCAGUUGGUGCUGUCAGGUAGUUCUGCUAGCUUUUAACUCUCUUAAAGACCUGUGAAAGAUGGGGAAAGCUCAGAAAAAGAAGAUUUCUUCUGAUAACAUACGAAAGAGAAAAUCUACAAGAGACAUUAAGACAAAUCCGUUUGAGGUGAAAAUAAACAAGCAGAAGUUUAAUAUACUUGGCCGGAAAACAAAGCAUGACCGUGGGUUACCUGGAGUAUCUCGAUCUAAAUCUAUUAAAAGGCGUACAGAAACUUUGCUGAAAGAAUAUCAGAACAAGGGGAAGGCCAAUAAAUUUCUUGACAAACGAUUUGGUGAAUAUGAUACUACGUUAACUCCAGAUGAAAAGAUGACAAAGAGGUUCUCCUUGGAGCAGCAGCGGCAGCAUACAAAGAAGGACAUAUACAACCUGAAUGAAGAUGAAGAUCUCACCCAUUACGGGCAAUCCCUGGCAGACAUUGAGAAGUUUAAUGACGUGCCAGACAGUGAUGAUGAAAUGGAGGAAAAGGGCCUUCUGUCAGCUGAAUUCACUGCGGCUGCACACUUUGGCGGCGGUGGGCUGUUGCAGAAGAAGACAGCAUCUAAGCAACAGGGUGAGGAGGAGGAACCGGCACCCAAGUCCCGGAAAGAGUUAAUUGAUGAGCUUAUUGCUAAAUCUAAGAAGGAGAAGUAUGAGCGGCAGGUGCAGCGAGACAAGGCACAGGAACUGACUGAGAAGCUGGACAAAGAUUGGAAGGAAGUCCAUUCCUUGUUGGCUCAUAAAGCUCCCAAAAAGGAGCGCGAGGAGGAGAAACCCAAGGCUGGAGAUUAUGACAUAAUUGUACGUGAGCUGUUCUUUGACAUGAAGGCACAGCCCUCUGACAGACUGAAAACCAAGGAAGAGUUGGCGAAGGAGGAGCAGGAACGCCUACAGAAACUUGAGGCAGAGAGAAUGCGUCGGAUGCGUGGAGAAUUUGUCGAGAAAGGCAACAACAAACUGAAACACAUGUCUGCAGAUGAUUUGCAUGAUGGCUUCAUCCUGGAGAAGACUGAUAAUCCUUGUCUUGUUUACAAGGAAGGAAAGCUGGAGAAUUUUGAGGAAGAAGAAAAGAAACUGGCAAGUGAAAAUGAAGUGGAAAAUGGGGAAGGUGAAGAGAGUGAUGAGGAUGAAGAUGGGGAAGAGAACCAAAGUGAAGAGAGUGAUGAAGACAGUCAUUCAGAUGUAGAAGAUGAUAGCCAUUCAGAUUUAGGCUCAGAUGUCGAAAGUGAGAAGGACAGUCUUGCGGCUGAUGAAAAACCAGCUCAGUCCACUUUGACUGAAGAGAGUGCACCAAAUGAAGAAGCAAGAAAAGCUAUGAUGGAAGCAGCCAAGACUGAACUACCUUUCACUUUUCCUGUCCCUGAGUCAUAUGCUGACCUGAAGUCCCUGCUAACUGGGCAUGUAUCAGAGGAACAGGGUCUAAUAGUAGAACGCAUUCAGAAGUGUAACCACCCAAGUCUUGCAGCAGGAAACAAAGCCAAGUUAGAGAAACUAUUUGGUUUCCUGUGGGAAUAUAUUGGGGAACUGGCAACCAGGCAGCCAGCAGAACUGAAGACAAUUGACAAGAUGGUGCCGGAGUUAAAUGAACUGUCGCAUUUAUUCCCUGAAGCUGCAUGCAGCUGUGUUCAAUCAACCCUUCGACAAAGUAUGCAGGAACUCGAGAACCAGCUGCAAGUCAAAGGUCGGGCUUCAUUUCCUGGAUUAGAUAAGCUGCUUUACAUAAAGAUUGCAGGAGCUCUGUUCCCCACCUCUGAUUUCCGACACGUAGUUGUGACCCCUGCGCUGGUGUACAUGAGUCAGAUAGUCACCAAGUGCUCUGUCACCUUACUGCGGGAUGUUGCUGCUGGACUGUUUGUGUGCUGCCUCUUCCUGGAUUAUGUUGCACUCUCAAAGAGGCUGAUUCCUGAGGUUAUCAACUUCCUUCUGGGAAUUCUUCACAUGGCAGUACCUAACAAAAGCACCUUGGGGUACACUCUGGUGCCACCUUUUAAACCAUCUGCAAAAUCCUCUGACCUGAUGGUGGUGAAAGAUAAAAUGGCUGCCAAAUCAUGGGAAAUGAAGCCUUUGUCAAUUACCCAGAUACAGAGGGUGGAACAGCAGGAUGAAUCACAAACUGUGAACUUCAAGUUGUCCUGCAUAGCCUUGUGUCUUAACCUGUGCAAGCAAUGUGCCUCCUUGUAUAGGUCGUUACCUUCAUUUCGGGAAAUAAUUAAUCCACUGGAAAUGCUUCUUACCUCACAUCUACCUGUGAGUGAUUACCCAGCUCAGCUCCAGGAGUUAUAUCACAAGGUCCUAACGGAAGUGCAAGAAAGGCCAGCAUCCUAUAAGCCACUUGAGUUUGAAAAGAAGAAACCAGUCCCUUUAAAACUGUUCACACCCAAAAUAGUGGAAGUCUCAGAUUACGGGCGAAAACGAGGUGGUACCCGGCAAGAGAAAGAGCGAAUGAGGCUCAUCCAUAAGCACAAGCGGGAAUUUAAAGGAGCUGUUCGAGAAAUCCGCAAAGAUGCACAGUUUCUGGCCCGACAGAAGUUAUCCGAUAUUAUGGAAAGAGAUGCAGAAAGGAAGAGGAAGGUGAAGAUGCUGUUCCAUAAUCUAGCGACUCAGGAAGGUGAAUGGAAAGUCAUGAAGAAAAAGAAGAGGAAAUUAUGAUUUCCUUAGCCUUUCACUGCAGAGAAUGCCACUGUCUCUAACCAAGGAGGUGCUGCUACCUGGAUGAAUGCUCGACAUGAGAAAUGUCACAGAAUCAAAAGUAAACAUUUCCACAAUGGAGAUCUGUGGAAUUGAAUUUGGCAAAGUCAUUAGCCAAAUCUACACCCAUCCACCCUCCUCCAUGAUGGGCCAUGAUAGUUUAUUGCGAACAUUAAUACAUUUUGGCCAGUAGCCAGUUAAUGACUCACUCCAGGAGUGAAUAUUACAUAACCUGCUUCCCAGCAAUUCACUCUCUUAACCUUGAAAUAUCUCUCAGCACAGCACCUAGUGACUGCCUUAAAGUUACUGUUGUAGGUGGGUUUUAUAUCUGAUGGAAGUACAUGUAAUUUUAAUAGUGUACAAAUGUUGAAAAUCUUGAAUAAAGACAGCAAGUACGCAAAUCAGCAAACAGCUCAGACAGCACAUCUGUGCAGCUUAUCGUUUCUGUUUCACAGCAGUGUUUAUUUUCUUCAUUUGUGUUGGUGUACAUUGUCUGCAUUUCCAGCAUGUUCUGGCUUUUCCAAAAAUGGUCCGAGUAUCUUUCAGGAUAGAUAAUAAUUAUGUUGUAUAUCUUCUGGUUCAGCUAAUUCAGAUACUCUGGAGCUGGACCCGGGAGUAAUAUACUGGGUGACUGCACUUGGAAGCAAGGCAGGUUCAAUCAAAACCUUUAAAAAUUAAUAACUCAUCUGAUAAGCUGCAGGUUGUGUACACUUGUUUCUUUGAAUGUGAAAAUGCUGUGCAUUUUAUAUGGAAACGGAAAAUGUAACAGUGAAUAACAGGGAUGUAUUGCACUAAUGUGGAUGUUUUUAUCACAUUGUGCCAACUAAUAGAGGAGAGCUGAGUUCAUGGCUUAUGUAGGCAAAAGUGAGGACUGCAGAUGCUGGAAAUCAGAGUCCAGAUUAGUGGUGCUGGAAAAGUACAGCAAGUCAGGCAGCAUCCAAGGAGCAGGAAAAUUGACAUUUUGAGCAAAAGCCCUUCAUCAGGAAUGGCUUAAUGGCUCAUGUAUCCCAGGCCUUGUGUCUGUGAAGAUCCAACCAAUUCAAACUGUGAGCAGGUUCAUGGAAAAUGUUUUCAUUCUAAGAAUCAUUUCCUAAUCAUGGCGAGAGAUGGUUCUGGGGUGAAGCAUCUUUACCACAGACCAUUGCCUGCAGUAAGUAUUUAUAUUUUAAAACCAAUCCGAAUGUUGAGAAGCAGCAUUUGUGUUUGUAGAAAUACAGAAAUAAAUAUUUGGAAAUGUUUGCCUAAAUUAUUUCUUUGACUGUGAUAAUUAUGUAUGAAAUAGAAAUAAUUUCCAUGUUUUUAUUCAGAUUGCUAGGGGACCAGUUAUAUAUUUGAUGUUGACUUUAACAAUCCAUUAAACAGCUUCAGCUGAGUCACUGUGAAUGGUGGUGAUGCCACCAGGAAUUGUUUUGUUUUCAUGGCAGGAGUUCAGUGUGUGGGCAAUGGUCUGACUUGGAUGCCACAGUCUUAAUUUGGGCUGUUCCUCGUGUUUCAUUUGUAAAGCACUUUAUGUUUAUAUCAUAUUUUUCACAGUGGCAGAUUGUCCCAAAUGCAAUACGGCCAAUGGAGUGUAGUCAUCUUUUGUAAUUUAAUUUUGAGAAGAUGUGAAAAUGUUAGUUGUCUAUGUCUGCCAAGAGGGAAACCUCCUGUCGCUCUGAUAGGAAGCUAGCUUGUGGUGAGAGUGAACUUGUGAAGUUUUUGUUAAUGUGUGGAGGCUGUUGUGCUACAGCUGCCACACAGUUUUGGCUCACCAGAGACUUUGUGUCCCUUAACUGCCUGUCACAGGCAAAUCAGAAGGCUUCACAGAUCGGAAAUCAUCUGGUUUGGCCUCAUUGUAUCAUACCUUCCUGAUGCUGGACUUGAACCUGAAAAUUCUGGCUGAGAGAGAGGGCCAUUGUCACUGUGCUACAAGACCUAUGGCAAACCCAUAUAUGAGAGGAAAAAGCAAUGCAGAUUCCAAUUUAGCAAGCUUACCUAAAAUGUUUGCUAUAUUAGGUGCCAUUGGGUUAGCUGUUACCAUAGCUUGCAAUGUACUGAUACUGCCCAUUCAAACAUGAAUGAUCCAUAUAAAGUAGCUACAAUCCAUGACAAUGUACUGUCUAUGGACAAGUCAAUAUUGUUUAUAUUAUUCUUAAAAACAAGAAUCAGGAGAAUCAAGAAUAUUUUAUAAAGUUGGAUUUGACCUGACCAGACUCAAAAGGUAAAAGAUUUUCCUCCUAUAGUGAUGGCCUAGAAUUUUCACCACAGAUUUUCAUAUGUAU
Hemiscyllium ocellatum (epaulette shark) is the source of this 5127-nucleotide messenger RNA. It is a transcript of the gene nop14, whose product is annotated as NOP14 nucleolar protein homolog (yeast). The record is from RefSeq and is a predicted model, not a curated record. Bases 221 to 2827 code for a protein of 868 amino acids. Gene Ontology annotation, biological process: maturation of SSU-rRNA. Gene Ontology annotation, cellular component: Noc4p-Nop14p complex; nucleolus; small-subunit processome. Lineage: Eukaryota; Metazoa; Chordata; Chondrichthyes; Orectolobiformes; Hemiscylliidae. The transcript is spliced from 20 exons.